CAACUUUAUUUUAAUUUUUCUAUUUUCAACCGAGAGCAGCUUAAAAUCCAUUGAAACCAAGUUCGAUACUAUCACUUGAAGCUUUAACCUCCUCCGCCGCCAGUUGAAUCCACUGCCAUCAGUCCACCGCCGCAGCUGAUUCUUCAGUUCUCUUAUCUCCCUGCUGUCUCUAAUACAAAUAAAAAAGCUUGUCAAUUUUGAAACAGUGUUGUUAUUUUUAACGAUUUUUUGAAAAAGCGGCAACGAGAUGGAUAUUAAUGGCAAGGGAGAUUCCGUGGAUGAGCUCAAGGGCCUCCGAAUUACUAACCUUGACGAUGACGAUGACGAAAACAUCGCUGUUGACGAGGAUGAUAAUGGCGAAGACGAAGACGACGAUGAUGAAGAAGAACAGGAAUCUGUAAUUCUUGGGUUUAUAGAAAAGCCUGAACACAGCUGGUCACUUCUUCGCCAGCAGUUUCCAAGCAAAGCUGGAGGCGUCCCAGCUUGGUUGGACCCAGAUAAUUUGCCUACAGGAAUGACUUGUGUCUGUGAUGCAUGCGGAGAACCCCUGCAAUUCCUACUCCAGGUUUAUGCUCCAUUAGUUGAAAAAGACUCAACAUUUCAUCGAACAUUAUUUGUAUUCAUGUGUCUGUCUAUGAAAUGUCUUCUCCGAGAUCAACAUGAACAAUGGAAGCGUCAUCCGGAUAAGCAAUCAAGGAGUGUGAAGGUUUUUCGUUGCCAAUUGCCUCGUGCAAAUUCUUUUUAUUCAAGUAAACCCCCUGAAGGCAAUGCUACCGACAAACCUUUAACCCCUGGAGCUCCACUAUGUAACUGGUGUGGCACCUGGAAAGGAGAUAAGUUCUGUAGUAGUUGUAAAGUAGCACGAUAUUGCUCACAAAAGCACCAGGUCAUGCACUGGCGUGCAGGUCAUAAACUUGAAUGCCAGCAGCUGAGUCUUUCACCUCAGUCAUCUGACUCCAAUGCCUGUCAUGGUGGAGUUGCACAAAUUAAAGCCCCAAAAGUUGCAAGCAAGAGUUUAUGGCCGGAGUAUGAGAUGAAAAACGAACACGAAAGUGAAUAUGAUACAGAGAUGUCUGGAGAUGAGGAACAUACCGAUAAUUCAUUGAUACCUAGAAACAAGGUUGAUGACACAAUGAAGUCACUUAUGGAUACUUUUGAGGGAGAUGGUGACAAAAAGAGUUGGGCUUCUUUCCAAGAGCGGAUAGGCAAGGCUCCUGAACAAGUUUUGAGAUAUUGCCGGAGUGCUGGUUCUAAACCACUGUGGCCCAUAUUAGGUGGUCGCCCUUCCAAGGCUGAUAUUCCCAUAUGCGGCUAUUGUGGUGGUCACCUAUGCUUUGAAUUUCAGAUAUUACCUCAGUUGCUUUAUUACUUUGGUGUGAAGAAUGAUGCGGAAUCUCUCGAUUGGGCAACGAUAGCAGUAUACACAUGUGAAGCCUCUUGUGAAGGUGUUGGAUACAAACAGGAAUUUGCCUGGGUACAACUUGGUACUGCUAUUAAUUGCCCUUCAUAGUUGUUUUGAUUUGAUCAUGUUUGAAGGAAAAGUUGCUUCUAGUUUCCUUAUAAUGACAAAAAUUUUGGGAUAUUUGCUUGAAAUUUAGUUUAGUGGGAGCAAUUUUAUUAUUUUUUGAUUUUAGAACGUGUGAUGGGAUUUUUUUCCAAACUGUAAUAUCCCUUUUUGAGAGAAAAUAUAUUGUAUGUUUAUUUUUUA
Gossypium raimondii (Peruvian cotton) is the source of this 1708-nucleotide messenger RNA. RefSeq lists its product as uncharacterized. Bases 248 to 1510 code for a protein of 420 amino acids. Gene Ontology annotation, cellular component: cytoplasm. The record is from RefSeq and is a predicted model, not a curated record. The transcript has 10 exons. NCBI's taxonomy places the organism in Eukaryota, Viridiplantae, Streptophyta, Magnoliopsida, Malvales, Malvaceae.